CCAUCUAAAGCCCAAAAACUAUAAAAUUGAAGAAGAAGCCGAGCUCAGCGAAAUCUCGGUGAGCACAUCUCAACUCGGCUACGGCGGAGACGGCGGCGACAUUUUGUAGCAGACAUGUACAUUCAAAAGAAGACUAUGUUCCAAAAAAAGGAAAAAUGAAGAAGAAGAAGAAUCUUGACUGGUUUGGUUUUGAUAUUUGUGAAGUUAGAAAUGGAAGAAGGAAACAGUCAGAAUCAGAUACAGAGGUCAGAUAUUGGAGAAGAAAACACCCAAACUUUGGAAUCAAAUAGAAUUACAGACCAACAUCUGUUACAGUUUCUAGAUUCAACUGACGACUAUUUAACCCAAAUGGAUUCAUUGUCUAUGAUGCUACGCCAGGGAUGGUUUGAACUAGCCAGUGCACGAUAUUCCAUGGGUGCGUCGCGUGUGAGCAGCGCAAUGUUGGACUUAAAUUCUCAUUCUGCUGCUACUUCAGUGCAAGUUUCAGAAGAUGUUGAUUCGGGUGUUCGGAAAGCUCGGUUUGCAUUGUGCAAAUGGGGUUCCUCUGAUAAUGUAAAACAAGGAUUUGGAGAGGCAAAACUUGGGGAUGACAGCUUGCAGCUACGACAUCGGAGCUCUUCUCCUUUUUCUGAAUCAACAGAGAAAGCCUCACCACAAAAUGGAGCUCCACUUAUAGUUGAUGAUCAAAUUCAGAAGGAGCGAUCGAAAUCACUGUCUGUGUUUGGCACUUUGGUUUCUCCAAAGCUUCGAACUGCCCAACUUUCAUUUGAAACAGCACUGGAGAAGCUUGUAGAGAUUGCCAAUGCACGCUCAACUAUGCUAUCUACUUUCGAUCAAGUGAACAAAAAACUGGAAGAGACUUAAUACUUACCCCAUCUCAACUUUAUGAGCUCAAACAAAGAAGAGAGGUGUUUUUUAAGUGCAUACGGCCUCUUAUUUUCUAAGAUUGAGAUAUUAAAGUUAUGAAAAACCAUUUGGAUAAUAAUAGCAUUUGGUGUAAUUUUGGAUGAACCAAGUGGGGGAUAGCUGAAAUAAUCAAAUAUGUUGUUUAAGUUCUUCACAGACACAAUAAUAAUUAAUAAUUAUUAUAAUUUUUUGGUCCA
This is a messenger RNA of Cannabis sativa, 1103 nucleotides long. RefSeq lists its product as uncharacterized. NCBI's taxonomy places the organism in Eukaryota, Viridiplantae, Streptophyta, Magnoliopsida, Rosales, Cannabaceae. The transcript has 7 exons. Gene Ontology annotation, biological process: vacuolar proton-transporting V-type ATPase complex assembly. Gene Ontology annotation, cellular component: extrinsic component of endoplasmic reticulum membrane. Bases 211 to 864 code for a protein of 217 amino acids. The record is from RefSeq and is a predicted model, not a curated record.